Messenger RNA from Astyanax mexicanus (Mexican tetra), 4874 nucleotides. RefSeq names its product aldehyde dehydrogenase 3 family, member A1 (gene aldh3a1). Bases 164 to 1651 code for a protein of 495 amino acids. Gene Ontology annotation, molecular function: aldehyde dehydrogenase (NAD+) activity. NCBI's taxonomy places the organism in Eukaryota, Metazoa, Chordata, Actinopteri, Characiformes, Acestrorhamphidae. Gene Ontology annotation, cellular component: cytoplasm. Gene Ontology annotation, biological process: aldehyde metabolic process. The record is from RefSeq and is a predicted model, not a curated record. The transcript is spliced from 11 exons.
ACUGCGGUGACUGACAGUCAGGGCUUUGUUCUGGAUGCGCCUCCCUCUGAAUGACCUGCCAUAAAUACCUGCAGUGUGUUCACUCAGCCCUCCCUGAAGGUGGCGUUUAGCAGCUCUGAGACUCACCACCACCACAGCUCACACUGACUACCGAUCGAGAGAAAUGGAGAAGCUGACGGUGGAUGAAGCUCGAAAAGCCUUCAGUUCUGGGAGGUCGAGACCCUUACAGUACAGAAAACAGCAGCUCAGAGCUCUGCUAAGACUGAUCACAGAGCACCAAGCGGACAUCACAGCAGCUCUCAAACAGGACCUUAACAGGAGUGAGUUUGAUACACCACUUUUUGAGCUGAUUGGACUGGAGCAUGAAAUCAAGGUGGCUGAAAAAGAGCUCAGUGACUGGGCGAGCCCUCAGCCUGCAAGAAAGAGCCUGGUUACCAUAAACGAUGAUGUUUACAUUCAAGCUGAGCCUUUGGGUGUUGUGCUGAUCAUUGGAGCCUGGAACUAUCCCUGGGCUCUGACAUUACAGCCGCUUAUAGGAGCCAUAGCAGCAGGUAAUGCUGCUGUGGUGAAGCCCUCUGAACUGAGCCAGAACUCGUCCAGUCUACUAAAACAACUGCUUCCUCAUUAUUUGGAUAAGGAGAUGUACCCUGUUGUGACUGGAGGAGUUCCAGAAACCCAGGAGCUUCUGAGGCAGUGCUUUGACCACAUCUUCUAUACGGGAAACAGCACAGUGGGCAAACUGAUUAUGGAAGCUGCUGCACGACAUCUCACACCAGUGACUCUGGAGCUGGGAGGAAAAAGUCCCUGUUACAUUGAUAAGAACUGUGACAUAGCAGUUGCUUGCCGUCGAAUUACCUGGGGGAAAUUUGCUAACUGUGGCCAGACGUGCAUCGCACCAGACUACAUUCUUUGUCAUCCUAGUAUCCAGAACAAAGUCAUUGAAGAGUUACGGCUCACGUUACUGGAGUUUUAUGGUGAGGAGCCCCAAACUUCUCCUGAUUACGGCCGCAUUAUCAACCAGCGCCACUUUGAGCGAGUUUUGACCCUGAUGGAGGGAUGCACUGUGGCUGUUGGGGGAGGAAGUGAUAAAACCCAGUGUUAUAUUGCACCUACUGUUCUAAGGGAUGUCUUGCCCCAUUCCAGGAUAAUGCAGGAGGAGAUCUUUGGACCUGUGCUACCGAUAAUAAGUAUCAGUGAUGUCAGUGAAGUUAUUCAUUUUAUCAACGAGAGGGAGAAACCACUGGCUCUUUAUGUUUUUUCUUCUGAUAAAAAGGUGAUCAAGCGAAUGCUGAACGAGACAACGAGCGGAGGGGUCGUGGUUAAUGAUGUCAUGAUGCAUUAUACAGUCACCUCGUUGCCUUUUGGGGGUGUAGGGAACAGUGGAAUGGGCAGAUAUCAUGGAAAGCACACCUUUGACCAGUUAAGUCACCACCGUGCUUGUCUUAUCAAGUCAUUGGCGAUGGAAAGUCUAAAUAAAGCCCGCUACCCUCCCCUGACUCCGUCCCGCCUGCGUAGGGCCAAGUUCUUCAUGACGAGCCGCUUGUGCACCUGCGCCCAGGCUACCUGUGCCUGGGCCGUCAUCGCUACCAUGCUUGCACUGGGUCUCCUGAUUGCCUUACUGAUAGUUCUUCUCAAGGAUCCAGUGGCCUGAAGAUGCGCUAAUCUUUCCUGUCUGAAGAACACAACGAAUAUAUAUAUAUAUAUAUAUAUAAAUAUAUAUAUAUAUAUAUAUUAGAAAUUGUACCUCACUGAUGACAAAAUGUUCAUUUUUAAAAAUGUGCCAAAUUUGUAUGUGAGCUAAUUUUUAAGUUGAUGUAAUAUUUAAAUGUAUAGCCUACUGUAUAUUUUGCAUUUGAAAAUUGACUUAUCCAUUUUUGUUUGUUUUCUAAUUGCAAUCAAAUAACUGUAUGCUGUGUGCACCAUUUAACUUCAAUUUAUAUGACCUUAAGUGCUUAUCGAAUUUAAUAGUUUCUAUGUAAUACUGUUUAUACUUGUGUAAUGAAAAAGGGUGAUUGGCUAAGUAACACCUUAUAUUAAGGUAUGCAUACUUAUUAAACAGCUUUAUUGCCUAUAUAAAUGUUCCAAAAGACAUAUUUUCCUGACUUGAAAAUGAAAACAAAAUGUAGUAUGCCUUUCAAAGUGUGCAACACUCUUAAAACAGCAAAACUGUUUAGGAAUGACCAACAGGCAGUUACAGAGUUUGUUUUGAACAGUCAACAGCGUUGUAAAAAACACAAAUUACUUCAAUGUUAAGCUACCAGGAACUCAUUAUCCUUCCAUGAUAUUCUAGAAUUCGAAUGAAUGCUAUAUGAUUAAAAGUAUUGGGACAUACUUAUUAACCUUUUUUUUUAAUUAGGAUGUUUUCUUCAGUCUCAUUGUUACAGAUGUACAAAAUCAAGCACCAAGCCAUGCAGUCAGAUAAACAGUAGUGAAAGAAGGGGUGUUUCUAAAGAGCUCACAAAAUGUCAGCAUGGUACUGUAAAAGUCAGCUGCCAUCAGCUUUGAGUGUAUAAUAAAAAAAUUAAAGUGUUUUUAGAACAACAGCAACACGGCCGUGAGGAGGAAGACCAUGUUAAAAAGGUGUUUCCUGGAGGGCACAGUUUUGCAUUUUGGCACAGUUACGUGCUUUUCUUGCUUAAGCACACAAGAUUUAAAUCACCUGUUAAUUACCAUGUUUAUUUGGUCUGUAAUAGCAGGGAAAUCAGCAGGAUUAUUGUGUAGUUGUCCCAGUUCUUUUGUACAUAUAGUAUAUCUGGAGUGUCCAGAAGUAAAAGCUACCAACAGAGAUACAGUACAUGUAGUACAUGUAGUAUUGAAUAAGAUUCAAGUUAAACAUUAGGAGAAUGCUCCAUACACAUGCAUUCAAGUACCUCACUGCAUGGCUGUCAGCCAGCAAAGGCCUUAGAUUUGACCGAAAAAUGACCUGAAUCUCAUUAUUAUCCUUCCUUCCUCAUGACUUAAAUCCUAUUGAGAACUUAUGAACUUUUCUCCAACAUGAGAUUUACAGUGUGGGAAAACACUGCACCUCUUUGACCUGCAUAUGGGAAGCGUUAGUUGCUGCUUCAGCAAUAACUGAUGAGGAAAAUCAAGAAACUGACUGAUUCCAUGGUUUACUGAAAAGAACAAAUGACUAUAUUGAUCACUGAAUAUUUCCGAAAGGCCAAAUAUUUAAAAUGCUAUUUGUAAUAUUGACUUAAUUACAGUUACAGUCAAAACAGUAGGAAUUAACUGACAGGAUUGAAGCUUGGUGGGUAGUUGUGCCAGAAUAAUGUCAUAGGCCCAAUCCCAUUUCACCCCUUGGGCCUACCACUUACACCUAUUUAUUGUUCUUUACAACCUUUAUCUUCUUUCUGAAUAUCGUUCCAGUCUGAUGCUUCUUUAUAGAGGCAAUUUUUGGGCUCCGUGUGGUCCAGUGGGCUAAGCACUGCCACUAUAAUCGGGAGAUUGUCGGUUCGAAUCCUGUUCAUGUGGCUUGUCAUCGGCCACCGGAGCCCUGAGAGAGCAGACCUGGUAUUGCUCUCUCUGGGCGGGUAGUUGGCACUCACUCCCCACAUCACUCCAAAGGGUGAUGUCGGUCAGCACAAAGAGUCUGUGAGCUGGUGUAUCAGAACCAAGUCGCUGCACUUUCCUCCGAGUGCGCUGUGAUGGUAUUUAGCAAUGCUGCAUCAACAGCAGUUCAAAAAGAGGUGGUGGCAGACUUCACAUGAGGAGGCAAGUGCUAGUCUUCACCCUCCUGGUGUUGGGGCAUUACUAGUGGUAGGGGGAGUCUUAAUGAGUGGGUUGUGUAAUUGGCCGUGUAAAUUGGGGAGAAAAUUUGGCUAAUAAACUUUUUCAAAUAAAUGUGCACACAGUGUAGUUACCUCUAUGGUGUUUAUGUAACUGAAACUGUUAACCACCACAGACUUGUCCAUCAGUUAACAGUAGAGUAUGGAGACAGAAUGCAACUGAAUAGGCACUGUAUCUGCAGCUCACAAUACUGUAUUGUCAGCAUUCUCCUUGUUUACUGUGCAAAGCACAGGGGUCUUUGUAUUGACGCUCUUUUGGAGAUAAGCUGGUUGUACUGUUCGCUGGAACACGGCCACAAAGGGCUGCUUGUUCUGCUGUAAAGUUGUUCAUGCCAACCAGCCGUCAGUGUUUUUUUUACAGGUUGUUUUUGUAUUAUUAAAUAAUAGCUAAAAUAAGCCACCAGAUGGCCUCAUAUAUCUACACCAGAAUGCACUGUGAGCUCUUUUUAAUGUCUUAACUUUCUCAGUGCAUCCCCUCUUAUCUUCAGCAGGGGGUGCUGCCUUACUAGUUUUAUUAUUUUAGGUCCCCAGUGAUGCUUCAGGCUAACAAUUACUAACAAUUAAGACUCUUGAGAGUUAAUAUUUCCUAUUGCUAAAUAUUUCCUAAUCCGAUAAUUAAAUCUGAACAGUUAAAAAAUGGAACUUCACCAACUGUUUGCCUGCCAAGACCUUUUUUACGCAUUUUUUUUUCACGUUCUUUACAAUAUGAUCCAACAAACAAUUUUAGUGUUCAAAAGCACAUUUCUUAAGAACAUAUAGAUGGAUGUGUCAUGUCUUAGCCCUGUCUCAUGUCUCUGUGUUUGUCCCACGUGACCCGUGCCCCUGUGUUCUGUCAGUGUUUUUCCACUCACCUGUGUCCAUUUGUAGCUCCGCCCCUCAUUAGUCAGUCCCCAGGUGUUACCUGUUCUCCUUCCCGCCUUGUGUGUAUAUUUAAGGAUCUUUGUCACUAGUGUUUCUGUCGGUUCUUGUGCGUUUAUACGUCUGUCACGGCUGUGUUAAAUCCUGUCUGUCUGUUAGUCUCCUGUUUAGUCUGUUUCGGUUUGAUUUAUGUUUUGGUUUCUGUUCUUAAAUAAAUGAUACUUGCGUUAG